AUGUUUGAUCACGCUAUAAAGCGUUCCCGCGAAGAAGAAGAGGAGGAAAAUUACUAUGAUGAGUACAAUGAGUACGAUGAGUACGAUGAGUACGAUGAGUACGAUGAGUAUGAUGAAUUUGACGAAAACAAUGAAAACGAAGAAGAGGAGGAGGAAGAAGAGAGUUACAUGAAACGCCAGAAGGGAAGAAUUUAUGGAGAGACCACCGAUGAAUUCGGCUUUCCUCUGGAUGGCACGGAUUAUCAAGCCCACAUCAAAGAUGCAGGUCCAGGAAUCUUCAUUGCUCCCGGAGGUGAAGUCCGAACGAUCGAAGCCACGGAUUUGCAUUUGGACGAAGAGAUUCUGCCUCCUGAACUGCGAAGCAAGCAACUUCCGAAAGCGGUGAACCUGAAAUACGAGGAAGUGGAUCCAGAACUCUUAGCAGCGAUGGAUGCUAUCGAAAACGAAGAUUGGUCUGGAGACGAGCAAGAGGAAGGUUUCAUUCCCGACGAUUUCGUGCAGCAGGCGAUCGAAGACAGGGAGGAAGACGAGGGCUUCGACUUCGACGCGCACAUUCGGAACUUGCUGAAGGCUCGCGAAGAGCGCGAGCGCUCGAAAGUGGAGCUGACGGAAGAUCGCUACGCGGAGGAGAUCCGGAUCGAGCCGACGAAUCGAAAAGAGCGGGAAAUCGAUCAGCAAUUCAGCGCAAUUGCGCAUCAGUACAGCGAAGAGGAGGGAGACGAAGACGGAGUAAUCGUUGGAGGCCCGCUCAAGAUGGACGAUGCGGUGUUCCAAGAUGCGUUGGACGAGUUUUUGGAAGACCAGGAGAAGGAAAAAGAGCGCGAGAAGGCCUGGGCGACGCAUCAGGAAACGCAGAGAGUGAAAUUAGCGACGGUGAACGAAGAGGGCGACUCGGAAGAAGUGGACGAACAGAUCGACUUGCAGUUCGCGCGGCCUCCGAAGGAGGAAUUCGAUUGCGAGUCGAUCUGCAGCACGUACAGCAAUCUGCUGAAUCAUCCGAAGUUGAUUUCAACGGUGCGAAAACCCGUGAAGAAGAUCGCGUUAUCCAAGAAAACUGGAUUGCCGAUCGUGGAAAAAGGGGAAACCGAGGAAGGAGAAGAAGAAGAAGAAGAGGAGGAGAUGGAGCCUGUAGAGAAUUUGGGAGCAAAGCGGAAUAAGAACGAAACGGCCGAAGAGAAACGUCUGCGAAAGCAGAAAGUGAAGGAAGCGAAGAGCGCCAAACGACAGCAGAAAAAGCAACUGAAGCAGGCGUUCAAGGAAGAGAAAAAGCGAGCAGCGCGUGGAGGCGAAGGCCGCAAUCUGAGUACUUUUACGAUAAACUAG
Molecule: messenger RNA, 1323 nt
Organism: Blastocystis hominis
Lineage: Eukaryota; Bigyra; Opalinata; Blastocystidae
Exons: 7
Coding region: 1-1323 (440 amino acids)
Biological process (GO): ribosomal small subunit export from nucleus; ribosomal small subunit biogenesis
Cellular component (GO): nucleus; cytosol; preribosome, small subunit precursor
Source: RefSeq, a predicted model, not a curated record